CCCAGGCAGACGGAAGGUACCAUUCAGCUGUCGUUACGGGGGUGGGGGAGGCAGGAUGUGACCUAGAAGCAGCAGAGGCUUGUGGGUACGACGAGUCUACUAAUGAACUUAUUAACGACGAGCUUGGCAUCGCUUAUCCUGUAGUGGAUGGCAUACCCAAUAUGAUUCCUCAGGAUGCAAGGAUGAUUCACAAAGAGAAGGAGCCUGACCACACACAACAGUAGCCUGCCAACCUUGGAGAUGUUUCUGUCUCUCCCCACGCUGACUGUGCUCGUGCCUCUCGUGUCGCUGUGUGGAAUCUUUUAUUCGGCCUCUGUGGAUGAGGACUUCCCCCAGGGAUGUACCAGCACGGCGAGCGUGUGCUUCUACAGUCUGCUGCUGCCCAUCACUCUGCCCGUCUACGUGUUUUUUCAUCUCUGGACGUGGAUGGGACUCAAGCUUUUCAGACAUAAUUAAACUAGACUGUGGCAUUUCAGUGUGUGAUUUGCAGGUAUCACUGGGAGCAUCUCACACCUGUGAUUUAUCUUCUUCUCUAAUAAAUACAUAUUGAAAAAAUGA
Molecule: messenger RNA, 558 nt
Organism: Bufo gargarizans (Asiatic toad)
Lineage: Eukaryota; Metazoa; Chordata; Amphibia; Anura; Bufonidae
Gene: PIGY
Product: phosphatidylinositol glycan anchor biosynthesis class Y
Exons: 2
Coding region: 241-456 (71 amino acids)
Source: RefSeq, a predicted model, not a curated record